This is a messenger RNA of Myxocyprinus asiaticus (Chinese sucker), 3281 nucleotides long. Its product is annotated as protocadherin alpha-C2-like. The transcript has 2 exons. Bases 694 to 3129 code for a protein of 811 amino acids. Gene Ontology annotation, biological process: homophilic cell-cell adhesion. NCBI's taxonomy places the organism in Eukaryota, Metazoa, Chordata, Actinopteri, Cypriniformes, Catostomidae. The record is from RefSeq and is a predicted model, not a curated record. Gene Ontology annotation, cellular component: plasma membrane. Gene Ontology annotation, molecular function: calcium ion binding.
UGUGCAGUUGCGCCCCUACUUGUAGCCUAUGACAAAUUUCCAUCAAACUGAACUGGAUAAUUUUUAAUAAAAUGUACACAAGCCUAUUAUGAAUUAAGCAUAUGAACUGAAAUAUUUUGCAUUUAUGCUUAAUUUAUAAUAAUGUAGAUUUCUCAAUUAAAUCUGAUGGAAAUGUAUACAAUUAAUACAACUGAAAUGCAUUAAUCUUAAACAUUGGUUGUUUUUAACAGUAAUAAGGAGUUUCGGUAUUUCACAAUAAACAAUAGGCUAAAGUCUUCAAAUGUAGCGCAGAGAGAACAUUCUUCCAUUAAUGACUUUUUUUAUUCAUAAAAGUAUAUUUUUUAUGAAAUCUUUAACAUUCACACGAUGUCGCUGCAAUACUGCAAAUCACGUUUAAGAGGCGAAAACAGGAGAGGAGGUGCAGGCAGACCAGUCAUGCUUUUGCUAUCAUAAUGCUGAUGGAUAGAGCCAGUGAGAGGAGCACUGAUUUAGCACAGCUAUCCUGAGCUUCUGGGGGUGUUUAUUAAUGGAAUCCACGGCACGGCUCCAUGGGGAGCUCUCCUGGAUAUUUUUAAAAACCCAAAUACUCCAUAAACUCAAUUAGUUUCGGAAAUGUCAGUAAAUGUGCUCCUUCGUCCUACAUCUUUCGUUAGAACGUGAGCCAUUGCAUUGACGUUCCCUGUGCGCUCUGCAAUGGAGCCGCAAUCAGGCGUGCUUCCGAGAAGAUGGCACCUCUGUUUUGUGUUCCUCCCGGCGAUGUGGAGUGUCGCCUCAGCCGUGACACGAUACUCCAUCCCCGAAGAAAUUCCAGUGGGCUCCGUGGUCGCAAAUAUAGCUGGCGAUUUGGGCCUUGAUGCGCACAGCCUCUCGGAACGAAAGGUAAAGCUGGAUUACAUUCACAGCAAAAAAUAUUUAGAAAUAAAUAAAGACACCGGAGAACUGUUUAUCGCCGAGAAAAUCGACAGGGAGAAUUUAUGCCCCGCCAAGACCUCAUCGUUCUGUUUUCUUAAGAUGGAUGUGAUAAUCGAGAGUCCAAUACGCAUCUUUAAUAUCGAAUUGGAAAUUAUGGACAUAAAUGACAACGCGCCUCAAUUCAGGCGGGAAAGAAUACCGCUCGAUAUAUCGGAAUCCGCAACACCAGGGGAGCGGUUUUCUUUAACGAAUGCAGUGGAUGCUGAUGUCGGAGAGAACUCUAUCGAGACUUACUAUCUGAGCGAGAGUGACGAGUUUACGAUUGAAAUUCAGUCUGGAAGUGAUGGAACCAAAUACGUUGACUUGGUGCUAAAAGCUAGUUUAGACCGAGAAAAACAAGCACUACAUACGCUAACGCUCACCGCCGUGGACGGCGGCAUACCUGCACAGUCAGGUACAGCUAGCAUUAUCAUCCAAGUGUUGGACACCAACGACAACGCCCCUCAGUUAGAUCGACAAGUUUACUCCGUUGAUUUGAUCGAAAACGCGCCGGCUGGGACGCUAAUUAUGCAGCUGAAUGCAACAGAUUUGGACGAGGGAACAAACGCAGAAAUCACAUACUCUUUCACUUUGUACACAUCUGAGAAAACACAGGAGAAGUUCUCUCUGGAUCCCAGCAGUGGAGCAAUAACAGUUAAAGAUGUGAUUGAUUUCGAAGAGGUUAAAAGCUUUGAGAUGUAUGUUGAAGCCAAAGACAAUGCGGUAAAUCCCCUGUCUGGUCAGUGUAAAAUAUUAGUGUUCAUCACAGAUCUGAACGACAACUAUCCUGAAAUUACAGUAAAAUCUUUUCAAAGUUCAAUCAAAGAAAGUGACCCCAUAGGAACAGUGAUAGCUGUCAUCAGUGUGAGUGACAGGGACUCUGGAGAUAAUGGUAAAGUUGUUCUCUCAGUCUACAAUGCGGAAUUUUUACCUUUUGCAUUGAACAAGUCAUCAGAAGACUUUUUUGCAUUAACAGUUACAGAGACACUGGACCGUGAGAAGACCUCCCAUUAUGACAUCACACUUCAUGUAACUGACAGAGGAACUCCACCUCUGACUGAUAAUGAAACUAUCAGUAUUGUAAUUCAGGAUGUCAACGAUAACGCACCAGUGUUCCCCCAGGCCCUUUAUACCAUUCAUUUGAUGGAAAACAAUGAGCCUGGGGCUCUAUUAGCCUCUCCCACCGCUCACGACCCAGACCUGCAUGAAAAUCAGUAUCUGGUAUAUUUUAUAAUUGAAAAGGAGAUUGCCAACACGUCAAUGUCCAUGCUUUUUUCCAUCAAUCCAGAGAAUGGCAACCUCUACGCUUUACGCACUUUUGACUUCGAGAGGGAGAAGGAGUUUCUAUUUCAUAUUGAAGCUAGAGACUCUGGGGUUCCUCCUCUUAGCAGUAAUGUGACUGUGCACAUCAUCAUUCUGGACCAAAAUGACAACACCCCACUCAUAGUGUCUCCAUGGUGUCUGCAAGGCUCUGUUAUUGAGGAAAUAAUCCCGAGAUCAACUGAUAAAGGAUCCCUGGUCACCAAGGUUAUUGCGUUGGAUGCUGACUCUAUGCAGAACUCCCGCAUAACAUAUCAGUUUCUGCAGAUCACAGACACUACGCUGUUUAGCCUUGACCAGUACAAUGGUGAGAUACGAACCACACGCAUGUUCAACUAUAGGGAUCCCAGACAUCAACGGCUGGUCAUCACGGCCAGAGACAAUGGAGAACCUCCUCGCUCCGCCACGAUGACCAUCAAAAUCUCCAUGGUGGAGCAAGUGGUGACGCAGUUUACAGAAACCACAGAGGUGCCUAUUGAAUACGACUUAUUCACUGAUCUAAACCUGUAUUUGCUCAUUGGUUUGGGUUCAGUGUUGUUUUUGCUGCUCAUCACUAUUCUGGUCAUCAUAGUGCUUAAAUGUCAAGAACCGAAACAAUUGAAUGCGGCUCCACAUGGUAGGAACAGCAUCGUUAGCCAGAGAAACUCCACUAUUGCUGACUCUACGCUCAUAUCAAGUGAUGCCUAUUGGUACAGUCUGUUUCUGGCAGAGACCAGAAAGGGAAAGGUGGUGGUACGGCAGCCACUUCCUAACGGGGCAGGGUUUAUUGUGUCAAGUAUCCCAGGAAGUGCUGCACUGACUGAGACCAGUGCAUCAAGGUCUUCAACAUUACAGGAGUCGAGCAGUGAUUUACCAUGAGCUGACUGAUGGAUUACAACAUUCUACAACUGCCAGGAUCUCUGUCCUUGAGGGGAUUAUUGAUCACUUGUUAAUCAUUACUUGAGGGUUUAACCCAUGCAAGACUGUAUGUCAGUCACUUGUAACCACAUUGAGCAUGACUUUGCAUGGCU